AUGAGUUCCAAACGGCGCUCCGCAGCUGCUGCUUCCCCAGAGCUCCGCAGGCAAAAGCGGCGCAAAGUUUCUGAUGAUGAUUUAGCGGACCAGGAAGACACUCAACUGGCGGACGAAGUUAACUCGGAUCCUGAGGAGGAGGAAGAAGAAGAAGAGGAAGGAGAGGAGGAGGAGGAGGAAGAGGAAGAGGAAGAGGAAUCCGAGGCGAACUUUGAAGGCGACACUCUUCAAUCGGCACAGGAUAGAAUCAUCUCUGAACUGUCUAGGUUGAAGGAUUCCGAUGGUGAAGAAGUCGCAUACCCGUUUGUCGGAAAGCCCGACCGAAAUCUAUACCGCGACUACUACGAGGUUAUUCACCAUCCUGUAUCAAUAAGAAGUAUUCAGCAGAAGGUGCGCGGCACUGAAAGCCGCAAGAAUCCCUCCAAGACGACCGCAUUCCUGACCUGGCAAUCAUUUGAGGAAGAAGUCAGCUAUCUUUGGCGAAAUGCGAGGGAGUAUAAUGAAGACGAUAGCGACAUUGUUGUGCUUGCGGGAAUUUUGGAGGCGUACUUCCGUCGGCGAGUAGCUGAAGCAAAGAAGCUAGUGCCGGAACUCAUUCAGGUAGAUGGUGCCCCCGAGAUGCCUCGAAUUCGAUUGAAGAUGGGUGCAAGGGAUUCGGAGCCCCCAGCGCAAAGGUUAACAUUGAAGAUGUCUGGACAGACCUCAGAGACACCUUCUAAGGAUGCUCCGUCAUCUGGCGUUGCUGUUGAUAACGACGCUCUAAAACGACAACAAGAGCUCGUGAGAACCGGAUCAGCCAGUCAAAGUCAAGAUGCCGAUGCGCCACGUUCUCCUCGAACAAGAUCUCUUCGACGACAAAUUGGCAGCCCCCGAUCGAAUGUCACCACCACUCCCUCUGCUUCUGAGCAACCGCACGGGAUGCCUGUGAAUGGGCGAGAUGCUACACAUGUCAAAGAUGAGACGCCAAUGGCAUCGUCUCACAAUCCCGAGAGACGCUCUUCUCAUGCCCUCCAGGGUGUCCCCCUCGAGUCUCCCGGCGGAGUCGCUCCGUAUGAUGCCCCAGCUCCUCCACAACCACCCCCUGAAUCAUCGUCACCUCUUGACUCAAUAUGGAGGCGCCCAGGUCAAGGUGAGUGCCGGGCUUCCGAUUCCGAUUCCGAUUCGGGAAACCAGGCGAGCGAUGUAGUCACUGACAACGAUAUAGAUGCAAGCUCUGCUUUAAUUCAGAAUGUGCAAAUUUCGACCCACUCAUCACUUGCUCUUCAACAAGGUUUAUGCCUGGACAUCCCGCCAUCGUCUACUAUCCGUCAACAGGAAAUCACAAUCAGUCUUCCUCCGUCGCAUCGCAUCCUGACGCUCAAGCCUACCUUGGUAGCUAGUACGGCGGAGAGACAAACGAAAUUGGUUGCUGGUAUGGGCACGCAUCGACUUCACCCAUCUGGGGAUUCGACUACGCUGGCGUAUGACAUCCAACUCCACCCGGGUACUACGAAGGUUGAUUUAGAAGCGAUUGCCGGGCCGCCAAGAGGGGCACCGAAAUCCGGCCCCCCGGGCUCAGAAGUGGACUAUGAGCGGGUCACUAUUUUUUUCAAUCUGUUGCGAUGA
Penicillium manginii is the source of this 1605-nucleotide messenger RNA. RefSeq lists its product as uncharacterized. Gene Ontology annotation, cellular component: RSC-type complex. The coding region runs from base 1 to 1605 and encodes 534 amino acids. Gene Ontology annotation, molecular function: protein binding. NCBI's taxonomy places the organism in Eukaryota, Fungi, Ascomycota, Eurotiomycetes, Eurotiales, Aspergillaceae. Gene Ontology annotation, biological process: chromatin remodeling. The transcript has 5 exons. The record is from RefSeq and is a predicted model, not a curated record.